This is a messenger RNA of Melanotaenia boesemani (Boeseman's rainbowfish), 5202 nucleotides long. Its product is annotated as son of sevenless homolog 1-like. NCBI's taxonomy places the organism in Eukaryota, Metazoa, Chordata, Actinopteri, Atheriniformes, Melanotaeniidae. Gene Ontology annotation, biological process: positive regulation of GTPase activity; Ras protein signal transduction. Gene Ontology annotation, molecular function: protein heterodimerization activity; DNA binding; guanyl-nucleotide exchange factor activity. Bases 662 to 4648 code for a protein of 1328 amino acids. The record is from RefSeq and is a predicted model, not a curated record. The transcript is spliced from 23 exons. Gene Ontology annotation, cellular component: plasma membrane; nucleosome.
CCCAGCUCGUAUCUGUGUAUGGUACCACAGCUACAAUAAUCACCCGCCGUUAAGUCGGUGAAUGUCCGCCGAACCGGCCCGGAGCUGGAACGUCUGACUAAGGCGGCCCGGGCGAUAGAGCCGGAGGAGCGGACAGUCUGCGGAGCGGGCCCGCAGGAGCACAGCUGUGCCGGAACUGAGCUUCUCUGUCGGUGAGAUGAUAGCGGAGUUCCGUGGAGAACACCGGCCAGUCCUCUAAUCGAGACCCAACACCCGCUACCGAUCAGAGUCCACCCGCAGCUCCGGUAGCGGUGAGCCGUCAGCCCGCUGAUGGAGGAGGCUAACCGCUGCUAGCAUUUGCAGACAGGCUACCAGCGGCGUCCCGGAUCUGGCGGAGCGGGGAGCCAUGCCCUCCUCACUGUGAGCGGAGCUACACCCAACAGUUAGCUGCUAGCCGCCGAGCUAACGGUUAGCCACGGAGCGCCUGGCCGCCGCUAGCUCUUCGCAUAGCGGCCGAGGAUGGUCGCAGUGACGGUGGCUGCCCCGGAGGAUCGUCCUGGAUGUUCUGAGGCUUCCGGCUUCAUCCGCCUCGCUGGCCAGUGACAGCCCGGCACAGCUUUGAUGUAAACCGGCGAACCGUGCUCGUGUGUUGGACUGCAGCCUCAGAACCGUGGCUGUAGCCAUGCAGGCGGCGCAGGCGCAGUACGACUUCUUCAACGAGGAAAACGGCGCAAAGUGGAGAGGCCUGCUGGUCCCGGCCCUGGAGAAGGUUCUGAACCAGGUGCAUCCCAACCUUAAGUCCCACCAGGAGGCACUGCAGUACAUCGAGGAGCUGAUCCUGAACCUACUGAGCAUGCUCUGUCAAGCGCAGCCACGCACGGUGCAGGACGUGGAGGAACGGGUUCAGAAGAGUUUUCCUCAUCCGAUCGAUAAGUGGGCGAUCGCCGAUGCACAGGGUGCCAUCGAAAAGAGGAAGAGGAGGAACCCGUUGGCUCUGCCGGUGGAGAAGAUUCACCCCCUGCUGAAGGAGGUUCUGGGCUAUAAGAUCGACCAUCAGGUGUCGGUGUACAUGGUCGCCGUGUUGGAGUACAUCUCUGCAGACAUCCUGAAACUGGCAGGAAACUACGUGAGGAACAUCCGACAUUAUGACAUCACCAAGCAGGACAUCACUGUGGCAAUGUGCGCCGACAAGGUGUUGAUGGAUAUGUUCCAUCAAGAAGAAGAUGACAUCAGCGGCUUCCCUCUGAUGGACGAGGAGCCAUCAGCCAAUGAGGAGCAGAGUUACUACGAGCUGGUGAGGAGCUUCAUGGCUGAUGGUCGACAAUACCUGAGGCAGCUCUACCUGCUCAUUAAGGUGUUCAGGGAGCCCUUCACCUCCAGCCACAUGCUCUUCUCCCAGCACGACGUGGACAGCAUCUUCAGUCGGAUCGUGGACAUCCACGAGGUGACGGUGAAGCUGUUGGGUCUGAUCGAAGACACGGUGGAGAUGACAGAUGAAGGAAGCCCUCAUCCUCUGGUGGGGAGCUGCUUCGAGGACCUGGCUGAGGAGUUGGCCUUUGAUCCCUACGAGACAUAUGCCCAGGACAUCCUGCGCUCUGGCUUCCACGAACAUUUCCUGAGUCAGGUUUCCAAACCAGGAGCUUCAUUCCACCUGCAGUCCAUCUGUGAAGGUUUUAAAGAAGCUGUGAAGUAUGUUCUACCCCGACUGCUGCUGUCCCCUGUUUACCACUGCCUGCACCUGUUUGACAUCCUCAAGCAACUGGAAGAGAAGAGUCAGGAUGAGGAGGAUAAAGACUGUCUGAAGCAGGCGAUCACAGCUCUGCUGAACCUGCAGAGCAGCAUGGAGAGGAUCUGCUCCAGGAGCCUGGCCAAGAGGAGGCUCAGCGAGUCGGCGUGCCGUUUCUACAGCCACCAGAUGAAGGGGAAGCACCUGGCCAUCAGGAAGAUGAACGAGAUCCAGAAGAACAUCGACGGCUGGGAGGGGAAGGACAUCGGCCAGUGCUGCAACGAGUUCAUCAUGGAGGGCACACUGACCCGGGUGGGCGCCAAACACGAACGCCACAUCUUCCUGUUCGACGGCCUUAUGAUCUGCUGCAAGUCCAACCAUGGCCCGCCCCGGCUGCCCGGUGCUGGCUCCGCCGCCGAGUACCGCCUCAAGGAAAAGUUCUUCAUGCGCAAAGUUCAGAUCAACGACAAGGACGACAAGGAGGGUGAGUACCGGCACGCCUUCGAGAUCAUCCUGAAGGACGGGAACAGCGUGGUGUUCGCCGCCAAGUCGGCGGAGGAGAAGAAUGGCUGGAUGGCUGCGCUGAUCUCGCUGCAGUACCGCAGCACGCUGGAGCGCCUGCUGGAUUCGGCCCUGGAGGAGGAGAAGGAGGAGCAGAUGAGGCUGCCGGGACCCGAGGAGUACCGCUUUGCCGAGCCCGACUCCGAAGAGAACGUGGUGUUUGAGGAGAACGUCCAGUCCAAGUCCGGGAUCCCCAUUGUCAAAGCCGGGACGGUUCUGAAACUGAUCGAGAGACUCACCUUCCACAUGUACGCAGAUCCCAACUUUGUGCGGACCUUUCUGACCACCUACAGAUCCUUCUGCAAACCUCAGGAGCUGCUGGACCUGCUCAUCGAGAGGUUUGAGAUCCCGGAGCCGAGGAUGACUGACACGGAUCAGAUGGAGGGCGGAGAGCCACUGCUCAGCGCUGAGCUCAAACGCUUCCGUAAAGAGUUCGUUCAGCCAGUUCAGCUCAGAGUUCUGAAUGUGUGUCGUCACUGGGUGGAGCAUCACUUUUACGACUUUGAGAGAGACGCUGGCCUGUUGACACAACUGGAGGAGUUCAUAGCUUCAGUCAGAGGUAAAACCAUGAAAAAGUGGGUGGAGUCAAUCACUAAGAUCAUCCAGAGGAAGAAGCAGGUUCAGGUGAGCCCGCCCAGCCACAGCAUCACCUUCCAGAACUCUCCGCCUCCCAUCGAGUGGCACAUCUGUAAACCAGGAAACGUGGAUCAGUUUGACCUCAUGACGCUGCACCCAAUUGAGAUCGCGCGCCAGCUCACCCUGCUGGAGUCAGAGUUUUACAGGGCGGUGCAGCCGUCGGAGUUGGUCGGCAGCGUCUGGACCAAAGAAGACAAAGAGAUUCACUCUCCCAACCUGCUGAGGAUGAUCCGACACACCACCAACCUCACCCUGUGGCUGGAGAAGUGUAUUGUAGAAACGGAGAACUUGGAGGAGCGAGUUGCCGUUAUUUCUCGGAUUAUCGAGAUCUUGCAGGUUUUCCAGGAACUCAACAACUUCAACGGUGUUCUGGAAGUGGUCAGUGCCAUGAACUCUUCACCUGUCUACAGACUGGACCACACCUUUGAGCAAAUUCCGAGUCGACAGAGAAAAAUCCUGGAAGAUGCUCACGAGCUGAGUGAAGAUCACUACAAGAAGUAUUUAGCUAAACUGCGCUCCAUCAACCCCCCCUGUGUUCCGUUCUUUGGAAUCUACCUGACCAACAUCCUGAAGACGGAGGAGGGAAACCCCGACAUCCUGCGCCGACAUGGCAAAGACCUGAUCAACUUCAGCAAGAGACGGAAGGUUGCCGAGAUCACCGGAGAGAUCCAACAGUACCAGAACCAGCCGUACUGCCUGAGGGUGGAGAAUGACAUCAGGAAGUUCUUUGAAAACCUGAACCCAAUGGAGAACUUGUCAGAAAAGGACUUUGCUGAUUACCUGUUCAACAAAUCUUUGGAGAUUGAGCCGCGACACACCCGAUCCUUACCUCGAUUUGGGAAGAAGUACAACUGUCCUCUGAAGUCUCCAGGGAUUCGGCCCACCUCAGCAAGGCCUGGCACCAUGCGACAUCCAACACCUCUACAGAACGAACCCAGGAAAAUCAGCUACAGCCGCAUCCCCGACAAUGAGGCCGAAGGGGCAGCAAUGUCUGCCCCCAACUCCCCCCAUACCCCCCUCACCCCGCCCCCUGCCUCGGCCGCUUCCAGCUCUACAGAUGUAGGCAGCGUGUUCGACUCGCCUCAGGGUCCCAGCAGCCCCUUCCACUCAACCUGCGACAGCAUCUUUGCUGUUGUCUCUCUGCCUCAUGGCCCACGGUCGUCCUCGGUCUCCUCCAUGAUCAGUUUCAGUCGGGGUUCAGAAGACGCUCCGGUUCCUCCACCCGUUCCUCCUCGCAGACGACCAGAGUCGGCUCCCUCAGAGUCGUCCCCCUCCAAGAUGAUGUCACAGUCAGACGACCCGCCCGCCGUCCCUCCUCGCCAGCCGACCUGUAAGCUCCUCCCCCCUCGUUACUCUUCCUCGUUGUCCUCAUCGUCCCCACCAGACAGCCCCCCCUUACUGCCUCCUCGGGAGCCCCUCAACUCUCCCAUUCACCUCCUGCCCCCCCCUCAGGGUCGCCCCCGCUGCGACCUGCUGCCUCAGGCCUUCUUCCCUUCUACCUCCUCUUCCUCAUCCAUGUGCUCUGCCUCCACAGCGUUGUCCUCCUCUCCACCCCUUCCUCCCCCUGCCCCCAUCUCCACCACCCCCACCUCAAGGAAAAUGCCUCCCCCCUCCCCACCCCUCCUCCCCCCCGUGGAUGGCCCCCCAGUUCCCCCGCGUCACAGUGUCCCCAAACUCCCCCCAAAAACCUACAAGAGGGAGUCUCUGGGACACGCCCCCCUGCUGGAUACACCCCCUGCACUGUGAUUGGACAGAGUUGACCUCAGGAACAGCAGAUGUUUUCAGCCUGCAGUGGAGGUGGAGCUUAAGGACCUAACACUACAGCUGAUUGGCUCAGAAAAAAACUUUUGUCUUGGCCAAUCUGAAUAUCCUGACCCGGUCCGAACUCAUAUAAAUCUUGUGCUCUUAGACUCUGAUUGUGGCCUCGUCUGUUCAGUUGUUUUCAUUUCCGCUUCAUGUGUGCGAGCCCGGACCUGAUCAGACCCAACUGCACCACAUCAGACCCAUCAAACCAGACCAAACUUAACUGGACCUGAUCAGACCCGGUCAUACCUGAUUGGACCCAUUUGGACCUCAUAUUGAAUAGAACUUGUACAGAGAGCUUAUGGAUAAUGUAGUUAUCCACAGACUGAAAAGGUGUUGGUGUGUCAGGAACCUUCAGGUACUGGACCAGAACCUUAGAGGUACUGUAGUGGUUCUGGUGGACCUGAUAUUGUCUGUGUUAUUGUUAAUGAAGAUGUAAACAAGCGUAAAUAUGGCCUUCUUUAAAAAACAAGGGAAUAAAGUGUUUCUACCACAGA